Penicillium samsonianum is the source of this 1770-nucleotide messenger RNA. Its product is annotated as bifunctional C97 family peptidase/thioredoxin family protein. The coding region runs from base 1 to 1770 and encodes 589 amino acids. The transcript is spliced from 4 exons. Gene Ontology annotation, molecular function: peptidase activity. The record is from RefSeq and is a predicted model, not a curated record. Gene Ontology annotation, biological process: protein modification by small protein removal. NCBI's taxonomy places the organism in Eukaryota, Fungi, Ascomycota, Eurotiomycetes, Eurotiales, Aspergillaceae.
AUGGAUGUCUCACUAUAUGUCUACGACCUUUCAAAGGGUCUGGCCCGAAUGUACUCCCUUGCCUUAACAGGGACACAAAUGGAUGCCAUCUAUCAUACAUCCAUUGUCCUUAACGGGAUCGAAUAUUAUUUCGGCCAGGGUAUCCAGACCGCUGCUCCAGGGAGUACCCAUCAUGGACGGCCCAUGGAGGUCGUGAAGUUAGGCACCACUGAGCUUCCAAACGAGGUUAUUGAAGAAUAUCUGGGCUCAUUGGCAACCAUUUAUACACCUGAGUCAUACGACCUUUUUCUUCAUAACUGCAAUAACUUUACUCAAGACCUUGCAAUGUUUCUUGUCGGUAAAAGUAUCCCGGACCACAUUAUCAAUCUACCGCGCACUUUUCUCGAAACCCCAUUUGGGCAAAUGAUGAAACCUCAAAUCGAGAAUGCUCUCAAGGGUGUCACUCAAGGCACCGGAACAGGUCCUGCCCCUGGGCCAAGUGCUCAACCUACCACAGUGAGGGCUGUCCCUCCCGCACCUCAGCCAGUGCCACACCCAGGAGCGGGCACAGUCCGCAUCGUGAGCAGUCUCAGUCAGCUACAAAGUGAGCUGUCUGGUGCUUCCCAUUCCUGCGCCGUUAUCUUCUUCACAUCGUCAACAUGUCCGCCAUGUAAGGCUGUCUACCCAACAUAUGACCAACUCGCAGCGGAAGCGGGUGAGCGAGGUACUCUUAUCAAAGUCGACAUCGGCGUAGCUCGCGAUGUUGGCAUGAAGUACAGUGUGCGCUCAACUCCUACCUUUAUGACAUUUUUGAGGGGCCAAAAGCUGGAUCAAUGGAGCGGCGCAACCCCGGCCAAGCUAGUGGGAAACGUUCGUAUGUUGUUAGAGAUGGCACACCCGGCCCACCCCCAUCGUCAACUACGACUUCCCAGUCUUCAGCGAGAGGUUACGACCUUCGUCAUGUAUAAGAAGGUUCCACCACUCGAAAAGCUCCUCCAAAAACUUCCUAUCGCAUUCAAGGAAGGCCACGGUGUCGCACAGGUGAUUGAAUUUGUGAAGCUGCGUCACUCAACCACCGGACCUGUCGCCGAUAUCAGAGUCCCUGAUUUGCAUACAUUUGCCACAACGUUGACCUCCGCAUACUCGAAGCUUCCCAGUGGCAGUCAUUUUGCCGUGGUCGAUCUAGUUCGUCUCCUUCUGCUUGACCCACGUGCAAGUGGCUACUUUGCCGAAGAAGCUCAACACGCAACCCUCCUCACUCUCCUUGCACCGCUAUCCCAAGACGAUUUAACGUCAUGUCCAUACAAUCUCCGCAUCGUGGCCCUCCAACUAGCCUGCAAUCUCUUCAGCACACCCCUCUACCCAGAGCAACUCACCUCCUCCUCAUCCCCACUCCGCGAGACCUGCCUCCGUCUCGCGACCAACUCCCUCCUAGACUCACAAACCAGCCUCCGCGUUGUCGCCGCUUCUUUUGCAUACAACCUUGCCUCAUUCAAUCAUAACGCUCGCUUCGAUGGAAAGCCCGAUCCUCUAUCCGAGGAAGAUCAGGUCGAACUGACCGCGUCGUUGCUUGAGGCUGUUUCGCGGGAGAACGAGAGCGUGGAAGCCUUGCAUGGGUUGCUGUUUGCUCUGGGGCUUCUUGUGUACGAAGCUCCGAUGGAUGGGUCUCUAAUUGAUCUUUGUCGCGCUAUGGGUGUGGCCGAGACGAUUUCUGAAAAGAUGAAGGUUGAGGCUGUACACAAGGAGCCGCUUCUUAAAGAGAUACGAGAACUUUUUGGCAAGGGGCUGUAA